Ipomoea triloba (trilobed morning glory) is the source of this 1309-nucleotide messenger RNA. RefSeq lists its product as uncharacterized. Bases 52 to 1206 code for a protein of 384 amino acids. The transcript has 3 exons. NCBI's taxonomy places the organism in Eukaryota, Viridiplantae, Streptophyta, Magnoliopsida, Solanales, Convolvulaceae. The record is from RefSeq and is a predicted model, not a curated record.
GCUGCUCCUCAAGAGAGGUAUACUGAGAAACCAAAGGAACAAGAAGCUAUAAUGAGGAAGCCAAUCAUGGCUGCUCCUCAAGGCAGGCCUACUCAGAAACCAAAGGAACAACAAACUGUGAUGAAAAAGCCAAUAAUAAUGGCUGCUCCUCAGGGCAGGCAUACUGAGCAACCAAAGGAACUACAACCUGUGAUGAAGAAGCCAAUAAUAAUGGCUGCUCCUCAAGGCAGGCAUACUGAGCAACCAAAGGCACAACAAACUGUAAUGAGGAAGCCAAUAAUGGCUGCUCCUCAAGCCAGGUAUACUGAGAAACCAAAGCAACAAGAAGCUGUAUUAAUGAAGGCACCAUUAAUGGUUGCUCCUCAAGAUGGGUAUACUGAGCAACCAAAGGCACAACAAACUCUAAUGAAGAAGCCAAUAAUGGCUGCUGCUCCUCAAGCCAGGUACACUGAGAAACCAAAGGGACAAGAAGCUGUAAUGAAGGCACCAUUAUUAAUGGUUGCUCCUCAAGAUGUGUAUACUGAGCAACCAAAGCAACAAGAAGCUCUAGCUAAAAAACCAUCAAAUGUUGCUGCUCAACACAGGUGUACUCAGCAACCAAAGCAACAAGAAGCUGUUUUGAAGAAGCCUUCAAAUGCAGCUGCUCAAGACUGGUAUACUCCACAACCAAAGGAACAAGAAGCUGUUUUGAAGAAGCCUUCAAAUGCUGUCGCUCAAGACUGGUACACUCCGCAACCAAAGGAGCAAGAAACUGUAUUGAAGAAGCCUUCAAAUGCUGCUGUUGAUGACUGGUUUACUCCACAACCAAAGGAACAAGAAACUGCAGUGAAGAAACAAACAUUCAUCAAACCAAAUAAGCCUUCUGCCAAUGGCUCUGGGCCAGGAAGACUGACAAGACCAACUAUGGAACAUAAUAAGGUCAAUGGUAAUUCUGGAGUGAGGUUCCAACUGAAAUCAGACAAUAGGCAUCCUGUUUCUCAGCAAAAUAAGUUGAACUGUCCAGAAGAGAUGACAGUUCAAGAAAGAGUGGCACUGGCGAAAAGGAAACUUCAAGAACGCGACAAAGCAAUGGAAGAUGCCAAGAGGCGGCGGAUAUCUCAAUCUGUGGAGGCCCAUAACAUCCCCAAGCCGAGUCUAGUCCCUAAAAACACACAAGUGAUGAAACUAGGCAACUACAGCAAGCAAGGGACAAAUGGGCGCCAGUGACUUCUGUAUGUAUAUGCUAGACUUUGUCUGUAUAUGCUAGACUGUAUGUGUCCCUAUAGUGCAGCAACUUUCUUCCAUAUUUGCAAGCAAGCCAAAUCUUGUG